Molecule: messenger RNA, 2805 nt
Organism: Saccostrea echinata
Lineage: Eukaryota; Metazoa; Mollusca; Bivalvia; Ostreida; Ostreidae
Exons: 8
Coding region: 28-2607 (859 amino acids)
Source: RefSeq, a predicted model, not a curated record
UAAACGUAGUAGGUUUAUGGACAGAAGAUGAACGGAGGAUGUUUGUUGGUUGUUUUUCUGUGCUUUUACAAUGCAGAGGGGUGGAUAUCUGACACCAGACGGAAUAACCUGGGGGUAUCUACUGGAAGGGAAAUUAAAGGGGGCUUAAUGUCAAAUUUUGAACUGAAGCUGAAGAGCACAGAAGAAAUAAAUGGAGGCACUGUGACUAGAUUCGAAGUCAAGAUCAAUGACAGAGCAACAAAGAAGACGGAGGCAACAGAAGAUUUCAAACUAAAUUUGAAGGACGGCAAAGAGGAGAAGAAAAGACCAAAGUCCGAUUUCAGAUUGGAUUCAAAUGACAAUAAUGUAAAAGAGAAAGGAACAGUGGGCGAUUUCAAACUAGACUUUGACGAUAAAGAUUAUAAAAAUGAAAAACAAGAUCACCAAGCCCCCACAAACACCGCCCAGUCUGCCCCUCGGCCGGGGACAGAGGAACAGAAAUGUAUGGUAAUCGUCAGGAGGACCUUUCUGGAGAAAGAGAUGGUCAUUUAUCCAUGCUUUCGACCCAUCAGAGGAGUUACCCCUGUCUCAGCCCAUCAAAGUUCACUAGGUAUGGUAUGUAGGGGCUACACCACUAUUCCCAGCACCAAGUACCUCCGGAUGUCCAUUUGUUGUCCGGGGUGGUACUCUGACCAGCAGGGACGCUGUACAAUGAAAGUAGACGACAGAGGCCGAGAGUCAAAGAUGCCAAGGUUGAGCGCACCUGUUAAAGAAGAUAAACCAAAGAACCUUAACUCUCUACCUAAAUACCCAGCAUCUUACGACAACCAUAGAUAUGGUCCAAUGAUGCGGACACAGCCUCCUGCAGACAGGUGGACACCAAACAAUAUGGCAAUGCGCAGAAUCCAAAGGAUGAUGGAGCAGAGAUUAAGGUUGAUUGAAAUGAUUGAAAGAAAGAUGAAGGAACGCGAACAAUCUAUAUCUACCGUCCCCCCAGUUCCUCAAUCUCCAGUGGGAAAACUUUUCCCUACCGUAAGAAAAUUUAUAACAGUGAGCAAGUCUUUCAUCCCUGCCCGAAAAGGUAUGUCUCCAUCCCAACAGACCAAGAUAUCACAAGUACCCAUCCGACAACAGACUGCCCAACAGGUACCCAGAAUUCCAAAGCCACAACAACAAAAACCACAACUCAUUAUCUCACAGAAAAAGACCUUUGUACAGGUUCCACGACAGUCAACCCCACAAUUCUCCCCUGUCAGACAGUCCACACGUGUCCAUCUCAACAUGCCCAACCCUUUCCCACAAAUCCCUCAACGUCCACCAAUGGAACAGCGACAAAUGCCUCAAAUUCCUCGCGCACCAGAUCGACGCUUCCAGAUGAUGCCAGGAAAUGUUCCAAUGAACAGACACAUGUCGCAACAUCACUCACAAUUUCCACGGAUCCCACCCCAUCCCAUGUCUCAGCUUCUCCAGCGUAUGGGUCAAGACAGGGUGUUCCUCCCAAGGGUUCCAGUGCAGAUGCCACCAGUUCAGGUACAACCAGGACCCAACAUUGGUUUUCCCGCACCUCCUCCCUGUUUCGCUGCCUACCUUGACGUUGUUCAAUCUUGUUUCAAGGAGUCGGGUGUUGAAAUGCCUCCAGAUCAUGGCAUUCUUAAUGGAGACUAUAACUACAGGGGCGUCUGUCAGGAGAAGAUUGCUAUUGCUGAUUGUAUAAAACGUUCUGUUCACCCAUGUUCCACCCUCCAGGAACACAUGUUAAUCCGAACCACAAUGGUCAACACACUCUCUGAAAUUGACAGGAUCUGUCGUAUCGACAAUAUUAGAGGUAUUGAGCACCGUAUGACAGCUGGAGACGAUAUCACUCCACCACCGACACAGCUUCCACAGGACAACAUACAUAUGCACGGUGACGUAGUCCACAGUCAUCCACAUGAUCAUCCACACGAUCAUUCACACGAUCAUCCACAUGAUCACGAACACCUUCCAUUGGACACUCCACUGGACACCCCACUCCAAGAGAACACAGUUCAGGUGGAACCAGCCACAGAACCCUCAACAGACGGAAUCCAAUUCCUUGGACCUUCAGAUCAAAUCAAGCCCGAUCCUGUAAUAGAAGACAAACAAGACAUUGCAACUGAAAUAAAGAAGGAAAUCAAACCUGAGAUAAAACAAGCCAUCAAUGAGGCGAAGAAAGACGAAAGUGUCAUGGUGGAACUCACUAAGAUGAUCGAGAACAACGUAGAUCGACAUGGGCAUGCUCAUCCUCAUAUACAGCACACUCAUGACGACAUUACACAUGAGUAUUAUCUUCCUAUCCUUAUUGGUACAGCCAUCGGCGUUGCUGCCAUCUUCCUUCUUCUACUGGCCAUUCUCUGUGUAUGUUGCCGACGAAGAAUCAAGAAGAAAAUUUAUGUUGAAAAAGAACCCGAAAAACCAAAGUUGUUUGAGGGAAUCUACACUAUCGGAGUGCCUCCUCCAGUUUAUGAAGUGAACGGUAUUCCUCCAUUGUCGUAUGAAGAAGUCAGAGGGGUCAAAAUUACGGGUUCACCGUCUUCUGUAAGACGUCAUAAUGACGCAAAUGACGAGGUCGAGUACAGCUCGCGCCGUGGAGUCGUGUCAGACAUUUAAGUGAAAACGAGGCUAGUAGUUAUAACGAACAGUGCUAUUUCUUCAACCUUCCCAAAGUUUUCGUUUUACUGAUAGAGCAAGAUUUCUUGUAAUAAUGCAAUCUCGUGAUAGAAUCUCGUCCAUUCUCGUGUGUCAAAUAAGAAGUAACUUCAUGUAUAUGCAAUGUAUUUGGUUGAAUAAAAUUCAAUAUUAACUUUA